AUGUAUCGAUAUAAAAUUCCAAGUAUCGAAAAGGAGCGCGGGAACGCGAUGGCCUUCGCCCUCGGCGGGUUGGCGUUCGGCGUGCUAAUCGGCCCACCCUUCGGCGGUUUCAUGUAUCAGUUCUUCGGGAAGACGGCGCCUUUUCUCUUACUCGCACUACUUGCUUUAUUAGAUGGAGGUCUUCAACUGAUGGUUCUUCAACCAGGAUUCACGAGGACAGAGAAUGCAGCACCGUCUCUGAAGCAGCUCCUAACUGAUAAAUACAUUCUGAUUGCAGCUGGAGCCAUCACCUUUGCAAACCUCGGUAUAGCGAUGCUAGAGUCAAGUCUACCGAUCUGGAUGGCGGACACAAUGCAAGCCCAGCGGUGGGAGCAGGGCGUGGCCUUCCUGCCCGCCAGCAUCAGCUAUUUAAUAGGUACCAAUAUAUUCGGACCCCUCGGGCACGCUAUGGGUCGUUGGAAAGCGGCUUGCACCGGUUUGAUUGGAAUCGGAGUUUGUUUAAUGUUGAUCCCGAUGGCUCGCAAGCUGGAGCACCUGAUCAUCCCCAACGCUGGUCUCGGCUUCGCCAUCGGCAUGGUGGACUCGUCCAUGAUGCCGGAACUGGGUUUCCUGGUGGACAUCCGCCACGCUGCCGUCUAUGGAUCGGUUUACGCCAUCGGAGACACAGCCUUCUGCUUGGGAUACGCUGUCGGUCCUGCGUUCUCUGGGCUCCUGGUAAACGCGAUCGGCUUAGAAUGGAUGCUGGUCAUCAUUGCGCUGACGACCUUCGCUUAUGCUCCUCUCUUGAUGAUGCUGAGGUCUCCUCCGAGGAAUGAAGACAAUACGAGUCUACUGACCGAUUCCCGGGACACACACAUACGCUACCUGACCUACAAAAGCCAUGACAAUGAAUAG
Molecule: messenger RNA, 894 nt
Organism: Bombyx mandarina (wild silkworm)
Lineage: Eukaryota; Metazoa; Arthropoda; Insecta; Lepidoptera; Bombycidae
Product: synaptic vesicular amine transporter
Biological process (GO): transmembrane transport; aminergic neurotransmitter loading into synaptic vesicle
Cellular component (GO): terminal bouton; synaptic vesicle membrane
Molecular function (GO): serotonin:sodium:chloride symporter activity
Source: RefSeq, a predicted model, not a curated record